UCAAAAGGUGAAAUGAUGAGAUGAAAGGUGUCAACUUUUGACAAUAAGGCUAAAUCAUUGAAAAUAAGGAAUUUUCAUCAAACCUUAUCACUUUGCACGACCAUUAUUCUGAAAAACAGAGAGAAAAGAAAACCAAAAACCAUUUCUUGGCUGGUUUGAAGAAAUUCUAAGGAGAUCCAAGUGAAAGCAAAGCCAAAGAAGUAGAUUAAGCUUAGUUCUAGCCUUUUUAUGAUAUUUCUUGGGGUUUCCAAGUGGUUUGAGGUUUAGAAAAGCUUGAAGAGAUUGUUUUCGCCGAAAAGUUGCUCGGAUAAGCACAUCAAUACCUAAGACAUCACUUGUUACACGGUGAAAUAUAUUGUGGACAAAAGAUAUAUAAUAACACAGAUGGAUCAUGAACAUGGUAUGGGGGCUACUGAAGGCUCUUGCAGCAAUAAAUAUGAACAAGAAAUGGCUCAACUUCGAGCGGUGGUGAAUAGACAGGCUGAACAAAUUGAGAAGUUGUUAGCAGAACAACGACAAAGGCAAGCACCAACACCACCUACUGAAACUCCAACACCUCCACAAGCUCCACCUGCAGUGCACCCCAUGGAACCAUUAUAUGAACGGUUCCGAAAACAACGCCCACCAGUAUUUGAAGGUAGCACUGACCCACUUGACGCACAAGACUGGAAGAGUUCUUUAGAAGACAUCUUUGAGUUCAUGCAACUAAGUGACAGGGAAAAAGUUUCUUGUGCUGCACAUACACUUAAAAAGGAUGCUAAGAUCUGGUGGGAAGUGGUUAAGCAGACUAGAGAAGUGAAUCAGAUGACUUGGGCAGAAUUUGAACUGGUCUUCAAUGAGAAGUUUUACAAUGAAGCUGUGUUGACUGCCAAAGUAAGUGAGUUCACUAGAUUGCAACAGGGGAAUCUAUCAGUGGCUGAGUACGCCAGGACAUUUGACCGGUUAGCCAAGUUUGCACCAGACUUGGUUAACACUGAAACUAGUAGAGUGAAUCGCUUCCUGGAGGGUCUACAACCAGAAUUGGCUAGAGAUGUAGAUAUGGGACGUACAGGGCCUCUUUCUUAUGCUCAGGCUGUGGAGAAAGCUUUGAGAGCUGAACACAGAGAAGAAAAAAUAACAAAAGCUAAAGCUGCUACUAGCAUGCCUCGUAGAGACACUCCAUUCAACAAAGAACAAAGCCGCUUUCACAAUGACAACAAAAGAGGGGCCCAGAAUUUCCAAUUUAGACAAGGACAGAAUAAGAAAUUUAAAGGAGGUCAGCAAAACAGGCAACCUGGAUUCCAACAAAUGCCACGAUGUCAAACUUGUGGAAAGAAUCAUUUCGGGGAGUGCAGGCUUCUAACUAAGAGCUGCUUCAAAUGUGGCAAGGGGGAUCAUUUUAUCAAAGAUUGUCCAUUGAUGAAGAACCAACAAAUGAAGGAUGAACCUCAGAGGACAAAUGCUAGGGUGUUCACGAUUACUCAGGCUGAUGCUGAUACCAACAACUCUGUUGUGUCAGGUGAUAUUUUUGCAUCUGGUAUUCUCACUCAUGCAUUAAUAGAUUCAGGUGCCACGCAUUCAUUUGCAUCAUUGACAUAUGUAAAAAGGUUGGGUGGAUCGUGUGAAAAAUUGUCAGAAGUUUUUAGUACAAUGUUACCAUCUGGAGAGAUUCUGUAUUCUACUCAUUGGUUGAGGGGGGUUCCUAUUUGCAUUGAUGGUAGGGAAUUAUAUGCUGAUCUAAUAAUGUUAGAGAUGGCCGAUUAUGAGGUGAUUUUGGGUAUGGAUUGGCUUUCAAAGUAUAAUGCCACUAUUGAUUGUAGAAGGAAAACAGUGAUAUUUAAGCCUUCGGAGGAAGAUGAGUUUAUGUUUACUGGAGCGACAUCGAAAGGUUGCAUUCCAUUAAUUUCUGCUAUGAAGGCCAGGCGACUGUUGGAAAGUGGAUGUGUGGGUUAUCUCGCCAGUGUGGUUGACACGUAUAAGGAGCAAAAGUUAAAACCGGAAGAUGUACCAGUAGUUAGAGAUUUCUUAGAAGUAUUUCCAGAAGACUUACCGGGAUUGCCUCCAGACAGAGAAAUUGAAUUUGUGAUUGAGCUACUUCCUGGGUGUUUAAGGACUACCUUGAUAAGUUUGUAA
Humulus lupulus (European hop) is the source of this 2112-nucleotide messenger RNA. RefSeq lists its product as uncharacterized. The record is from RefSeq and is a predicted model, not a curated record. Lineage: Eukaryota; Viridiplantae; Streptophyta; Magnoliopsida; Rosales; Cannabaceae. Gene Ontology annotation, molecular function: zinc ion binding; nucleic acid binding. The coding region runs from base 385 to 2112 and encodes 575 amino acids. The transcript has 5 exons.